Aspergillus costaricaensis CBS 115574 is the source of this 2039-nucleotide messenger RNA. Its product is annotated as putative UV radiation resistance protein (UVRAG). Gene Ontology annotation, molecular function: SNARE binding. Gene Ontology annotation, biological process: SNARE complex assembly. Lineage: Eukaryota; Fungi; Ascomycota; Eurotiomycetes; Eurotiales; Aspergillaceae. Gene Ontology annotation, cellular component: endosome; lytic vacuole. The record is from RefSeq and is a predicted model, not a curated record. The coding region runs from base 168 to 2039 and encodes 623 amino acids. The transcript is spliced from 2 exons.
GUCGACGAUCAGCAACGCUAAAUUGUGUGAAAACGUUUAGAAUUGAGUUUUCUUUCGAUUGUAUUUGUCGUUGGUGUUUUAUCCUUCUGUCAUCUGCUUAGGAUGACCCGACACAUAGGCCCUGCGCAGUGCGACAGCUAAGCUUCCCCUCCGAGUGUCUGUCUGCGAUGGCGCUGCCGGCGACCGCCUGGGGAUUCGCGGACAACGACGACGACACUGGCAGGCGCCGUGAAAGACCUGGCUUGUUUCUUCCGAAUCGCAAGCUUCGCCAUCUGCAGGGCGUGUCUGUCCGGAAUCUCGUUGUUAGUCCGCCGAGUCGACCGCGCGGGAAGACCAUCGACGAUGACAACAUCCCCAACUCGCUACAUACGCCCUUGAAAGCGCUCGCCGAGGAUGCAGCGAAACCCUUACAUCAGUCGCGCUCCUUCACCGAUCUCAAGUCGACCCCCGCCUCCAGCAGCGCAGAAGACCGCCCCCGGAGAGAACAGCCACCCCCGUUGCGACAAUGGCAGAGGAGGAACACGCUACCCUGGAAUGGGCCCAAUCCGCGCGCGCGUCAGGUGAAGUUGGAGGAGAUUACGAGCAGCCGUAUGGCCGACACGUGGUUCUCGAUUCACUGCGACGGGGUCGACGAGCCGGUUUACGUGAGUGAGGUGGUCGAGCAUGCCACCAACCCCAGCUUCCGGUCUUUUGAUCUGAAUAUAUGUGGGCCGGCAAUCGCUCGUCGCGACCAGGUUACGGUGAAGGUCUGGGCACGUACGGCGGCCAUGGAGGAGUACUUGCUGCUGGUGGAAUUGCAGCUGUGUCUGCAGUCUUUACAAUUCCUGGGGAAGUCACUGGAUAACUUCCAUCAGCCGCUCCCACCGAACUCGAUCCUGUUUCAUUUCGCAGAUGGCGUCUACACCAAUCUAACUGACCUUCCCCCCGUGAUCGCUUCUAUACCUCCCCGCCACCCCCGAUCCGCCGAUGGUGCCACGUUACCGACGUCGUCGUACGAUGCGCUGAUGCGAUUGGCCAAUUUGGAUGAGUGUAUCCAGGAUGCCCUGACGACCCGAGAUAAGCUCGAGGCGCAAAUCAGCUCGAUAUUAGAGAAGAACCAGCGCGCUCUGACUACGACCAGUAAUGCGUCGCGGGCCCGGGAUAAGCUUGCGCUGGCCAAGCAUGCCGUUGCGACGGAGCGGAAGCAGCUUCGCACUUUAACGAAGCGGAAGGAAGAAUUGAUCGCCAGUCUUCAAGCGAGACGAGAGGCCAUGGAGCGUGGACGCCAGACACAAGCUAGGGCGCGCAGUCAUCUCCCGGACGCGCAAGAGAAACUGGGCUCGAGCGUGAAGUUGCUGGAACAGAACACGGACGAGGGCCGCGGUCAGAUCCGGCGCAUGUCGGAGGACCUACUUGCGAUUUAUCCUAUUGAACCCAUCCCGGACAAACCGCUGGCUUUCACCAUCGCUGGAAUGGCCUUGCCCAACUCGAAUUUUACGGAUGUCGACCGCGAUGGGGUUGCGGCGGCGCUGGGUUAUACCGCACAUCUCGUGUAUCUGCUGUCGUUCUAUCUGUCCAUUCCGCUGCCAUACCCGAUCAGCCCGUAUCUGUCGCACUCGCUGAUUCAGGACCCGGUGUCUGCAUCGCUGCCGCAGCGAACCUAUCCACUCUACCCGGUGAAUGUGCAGUACCGGUUUGAGUAUGGGGUAUUCUUGCUGAAUAAGGAUAUUGAGUUUCUCUUGAACAAGCAAGGGCUGCGCGUGCUCGACAUCCGACAUACCCUCCCCAACCUGAAGUAUCUGCUGUAUGUGCUCACGGCGGGCACGACGGACAUCCCCGCACGCAAAGCUGGGGGCAUCCGGGGCCUUCUGCCUGGGCGAUUAACACCGAGUCUAUCGCGCCGGGGUAGUGAGGCCAGCAGUACUAAUGGCGAGGCAGUGUUCCCUCGCAAAGUGGUGGGCUCAGUGAUAAGUGCCAACGGGGAAGGGAUAGCGCCCGACAAGGGAAAGCGAGCCAUGGCGAGUACUAGUUUGGCCGGUGCAGCGCCAUCUGUGGCCUGA